Serpula lacrymans var. lacrymans S7.9 is the source of this 1212-nucleotide messenger RNA. RefSeq lists its product as uncharacterized. The coding region runs from base 84 to 986 and encodes 300 amino acids. Gene Ontology annotation, cellular component: PML body; cytoplasm. Gene Ontology annotation, biological process: double-strand break repair. The transcript has a single exon. The record is from RefSeq and is a predicted model, not a curated record. Gene Ontology annotation, molecular function: 5'-tyrosyl-DNA phosphodiesterase activity; single-stranded DNA binding. NCBI's taxonomy places the organism in Eukaryota, Fungi, Basidiomycota, Agaricomycetes, Boletales, Serpulaceae.
ACACGACGUAUAGCUAUUGGGAAUCUGAUCCGUCCGAUACCAGUGAAUUUUCUGACUCGCCAAUCUACAGCGAUCCCACGACCAUGUUCGACCUUCUUCGUCCUCUACGCACAGUUCGUUUUUCUUCCAAGCUGAACCGAUGGACACAAACUUCGAAUUGCGGGAAGGGUAUCAGGACACCAUUACCCUCAUCCAUCACCAUUAUCAGCUGGAAUGUUGAUUUCUCGAGUUACAAUCAUACAGAGCGGCUUUUAGCGGCAAUGGCUCAUAUUCAAUACGACGUCCUACACUGCAAAACGAUCAACGAUCGCCCAAAACCCUGCUGCAUUCUUCUGCAGGAGGUUAAUCGCGAAGUGUUCCCUGUCAUUCUUACACAUGAAUGGAUUCAGAGAUGCUUUAUCGUGACACCCACAUCUUAUGAUCAAUGGCCUUCCCAUUCCUCCUAUGGCAACGUCACCCUUGUCUCGAGGAGUAUACCAGUCAGCGGCUCAUGGUCAAUCGAUUUUAGCAACUCGACCAUGAGUCGUAAUGCUCUUAUCACAGACCUUAAGCUUAGCUUGCCAUCACACACCGCCAAUGUCGUAACGGUGAGGGUAGCAAACACUCAUCUCGAGUCUUUGCCCAUGGGGGCUAGAGCUAGGCCCGAGCAGUUGCAGCUCAUUGCAGACGCAUUACAAGAAGAGGGUAUUCAUGGAGGAGUGGUCUGUGGAGAUAUGAAUAACAUUGGGCCAUCCGAUUUGACGAUAACGGAUGAUGCCGGGCUGGCCGAUGCAUGGAUUGGAGAGGAAGAUGAUGAAGAUGGUUAUACCUGGGGUUAUCAGCCUCGUUGCGAAUAUCCGCCAGGAAGAUUGGACAAAAUUCUAUUCACGCCGUGUUCUGGUGUCAUAGUGGAGCAACCGGAGAAAGUGGGAGUGAACCAAAAAGUUGCACAGGGCGAAUGGGUCAGUGACCACUUUGGUCUCAUGACCACCGUUCGUGUCGUAUGAGAGAAACGUGGUCUCAGUCUCCAGGGGGUCUUGUUCGGAUGCCCUCCCGACUUUGACCCACAACACAGUUGAGUACGUUUGUUUGAUGACGUUGAGCACGUUGAGUACUCUUAUGAGCUUCUUGACUGCGCGUUCUCGGGCUUCUGGUGUUAUACAUAAUCGUUCUAGCGGAGUUAUGGCUAGUUAUGGUGCCUCGAAUCAAAUUAUGAUGUAUUUUUGAACCCCU